Molecule: messenger RNA, 804 nt
Organism: Coniosporium apollinis CBS 100218
Lineage: Eukaryota; Fungi; Ascomycota; Dothideomycetes
Exons: 2
Coding region: 1-804 (267 amino acids)
Molecular function (GO): protein binding
Source: RefSeq, a predicted model, not a curated record
AUGGAAUGUGCUAGUGCCGAAGGUGACCUCCAAGAAGUAAUGGCGCUUCUUAAGCAAUGGUCAACAGCUACAGCCAAGGGGGCGACGGAUGGAGAUAGCUCUCAGCGAGAAACCGAUGAGAAUCUGAAGAACGCUCUUCAGACACCGCUCGUUGAAGCAGCAAAGAAUGGCCACGCUGCUCUCGUGUCAUUCCUCCUGGAUCAAGGCGCAGGAAUCAUGGAUAACGUUCUCAGCGGCGCAAAGGAAAGCAAGUCGACUAGUAUUUACCAAGCCCUUCUGGAUCAUGGAUGGGAUAUCAAUGCAAAAUGGUGGAUGGGGAUCACAUCCCUUGGUUCCGUUGUUACCGACGAAAAUCUGGUGAAGUGGCAUCUUGAACACGGUGCAGAUCCAAACAUUCCAUCACGUCGUGGAUUCACGCCACUUGACAGUGCAGGUUACAACGGCUCGUUCAAUACCAUCAAAUAUCUAAUCUCCCACGGUGCGAAUCUACAGGAUACGAUGGCCUUGAUCUCCGCCGCAGCAAGCGAAAGGACAAAUUCAGACACCUUCGAGAUCAUGACCUUCCUGCUCGACCAUGGUGUCGACAUUGACUGCGUUGAAAGGGUGUACGAACCUCUUGCCGCGACUGUCUACUACGGUACCGCUUUACACCGUGCGGUGGAAAGAGAAGACGCGGAACGAGUGCGGUUCUUAUUGCAGAGGGGCGCAAAUCGACACAUCAAAGGGUUUGAAGGGGUUUCGGCACUGGAAGUUGCGGAAAUGCGAGAAUUGAAGGAAAUGGCGGACAUCCUCCGGAACGAGUAA